Molecule: messenger RNA, 728 nt
Organism: Polistes canadensis
Lineage: Eukaryota; Metazoa; Arthropoda; Insecta; Hymenoptera; Vespidae
Exons: 1
Coding region: 225-458 (77 amino acids)
Source: RefSeq, a predicted model, not a curated record
ACUUGCUUUCAUAUAUUUGAAGAAAUUGUAUAUCUCAGUUGGCGAACAUAAAAUGAUUCUGCACGAAGCGUCUUUAAAACAGCCUCUUGGCAUAGUCUGCAGUUGUCCUGGAUAUGCAGAAAUUAUUAAAAAUUUUCAACUAUAUACUGUUGGAACGCUAAAUCCUAUGAUACCUAAAUUAGAAAUAGGUAAAUUAUCUUCUUUUAUAUUAAAAUAAUAAAUAAAUGUGUGAUUUAUAUGAAAUAUUUUACAAUAUACUAGAUCCCAUUGUUUCGGCUCCAAUUUUUUGGAUUAAAAAUAAUUUACAAUGGAACCAAGAAUUUAAUAAACCAAUUCUUCAUUGUACUCAAUGUAAAUCUGAUGAGAUUAAUGCAUCGAAUAUAGAUAAAAUGUGGAAACCAAUAUCGUUGGAUCUUAUAUCACCAAAGUUAGAAUUCAAAAUUAUGUUUCUUGUUUAAAACAACUCCGAAGUUCAAAUCAUAAACAUGUAUUGUUUCUUUUUAGAGAAUUACGUCCUAACUUUAGUUAUCUGCAUACUGCAGGAUUGAAUACUCAAUCUGUAGAGUUAUCAACUUUAACUGAUAUGCUUCCUUAUAAAGGUAGAGUAAUGAAGCAAAAAGAUAUCAACUGGGGAACAGAUUCUUGCUUAACUCCAGUAAAAAUGACUGAUGAACCAGAGACAAACUUCGGUAGAUUGAAAGCAUGUUUCUCUGUUUGGGCAGAACAGU